Molecule: messenger RNA, 470 nt
Organism: Alosa sapidissima (American shad)
Lineage: Eukaryota; Metazoa; Chordata; Actinopteri; Clupeiformes; Clupeidae
Product: glycogen synthase kinase-3 beta
Exons: 5
Coding region: 51-470 (139 amino acids)
Biological process (GO): protein phosphorylation; regulation of microtubule cytoskeleton organization; insulin receptor signaling pathway
Cellular component (GO): nucleus; cytosol; glutamatergic synapse
Molecular function (GO): ATP binding; beta-catenin binding; tau-protein kinase activity
Source: RefSeq, a predicted model, not a curated record
CGCGUUCUCUCUCCCUCUCCUCUCUCACUCAGAACCGAGAGCUUCAGAUCAUGAGGAAACUGGACCACUGCAACAUUGUGCGCCUCCGUUACUUCUUCUACUCCAGUGGAGACAAGAAGGAUGAGGUGUAUCUGAAUCUGGUUCUGGACUACGUCCCUGAAACAGUCUACAGAGUGGCCCGACACUACAGCCGAGCCAAGCAGACACUCCCCAUGAUAUACGUCAAGCUGUACAUGUAUCAGCUGUUCCGCAGUCUGGCCUACAUCCAUUCCUUUGGGAUCUGCCAUCGGGACAUCAAGCCUCAAAAUCUGCUGCUGGACCCUGAGACUGCUGUGCUCAAGCUCUGCGACUUUGGCAGUGCUAAACAGCUGGUUCGUGGGGAGCCCAACGUCUCCUACAUCUGCUCACGGUACUACAGAGCCCCUGAGCUCAUCUUCGGUGCCACAGACUACACCUCCAGCAUAGCAUAA